CUCCUGCCUCAGCUUUCAGUCAGGGGGCUGGGAUUACAGGCGUGCCCUACUGUGCUUUGCUGCCUCUUUACAAUGAUCACAAGUGUGCAUAUCAGUGUAUUUAUUUCAUUUCCUUACAUGUUCCCUCAAACCUUCUCCUACUGAACAACUCUUCUUCAAGAAACAUUUUCUAUCUCCAUGCCUUAGUUUUGCCCAUUCUACAACUUCCCAUAUAUUGCAUCUUAUAAUACAUGUAUGAGGGUUUUUUUUCAUCCAACAUGAUUCAUUCUAGUAGUUAUUAAUACCAGUUUAAAUAGAACCAAGAUAUCUCUAACAGCUGACGUGUGUCAAAAUGAGAACAUUUGUGCCCACUGGACUCCAGGCCAGAUGCUCCCUAAAUUCUGGUAAAUUGUUCUUCCAACCCUGAGUCUUUCCAGGGCCUGAAAGUUCCUCACCCAGAACCGCCCAGACAGCCUCGGGCACCACCCAGAUGGCCGCGGGGCCGUCAUCAGGUCGCUUCCCCGAACAGCUGCCCCGCUCCCAUUAAAACUCAACGGGGAACUGGCCCCUCCGCCAAGCAAAAUUAAGAUUCGUUUAAUUCCACGCAUCCAACUGCAAGACAACUGUGCGAUGCUUUGCUUUGGUUACAGAUUUGCAGAGUCCUUUAAAAAAAACGCAAAAAGAAAGAUGGGGAAACCCGCUUAUCUCAGGGACAGUGGAAAUCGGGCCUAAGCGCAUAGCCAAGGAUUGAGAAUGAAGUCUUUUCUUUUUUAAAUAAACGGAAGAGUCGCUCUCAGCUCCUGGCCCAGAAGGUUUCAAAGGUCGUCACAAGGAGGCCCGGGGGCGUUCAUCUCCCCAGCGGCCGGGAGCGGGGAGGGGGUUGCGGGGAGGGGAGGGCGCUCACAAAAGCGGGCCGUGUGGAGAGGGCUAAUGUUUCCUGUUUGCCUGGAACCCCCCUCCUCGGCCUCCCCUCCCCCUGCCCCCUCCCCCUGCCCCCUCCCAGCACUCGGGCGGAAGUGAGUUUGCUCCUUUGGAGAUUAAAAGGAUUCCGAAUUCCGAUCGGUCCCAAUAACCCGCGUUCUGAGAGGAGGAGGAGGAAGAGGAGGAGGAGAGGAGGUGAAAGAGGAAGAGGCGGCAAAGCAGAGAAAGACGGGGCACGCGUGCGUGCGCACACAGCCCGAAUUGAGGGAGUUGUGCAAAAGCCCUAGGCGGCCAGGGCACCGCGAGAGCAAAGCUCCGUAGGCGCGGUGCGGCCAAGGCCACCCGCGUCCCGCUCGGCGACUCGAUUCAGAAGGAAGAUGACGCUGGCGGACGCCGGUGGCGUUGGCCACGCGGCUUCCGAACUCGCCGCGCGGGGCUCUAGCCGGUUCCAUUGAUUCCAGCGCGCCGGGGAGGAGGCUCCGUUCGCAAGGCUCGGGAUCGGAGGGGGGACCAAGGCGAGGGCGAAAUGGCCCGAUGACAAAGGAAAUGUGAUCCCCUUCCCUGCCAAGGUUUCAGAGAAGACGGACGUGGAGAGGAGGAGGAGGGGCGCGGGGCGCGCGCGGAGCUCGGAUAGCAUUGCACGACGGCCCGCGCGGAGCGGGUACAUCUAAUAUCUUCCUGCCGAUGAAUAAUUCAGGGAGGCCCGCGGGGACCUGCGGCCCUGCGCUGCGGCGCGGCUAACCGGAGGGGAAGGAACGCACGAGAGAAGCCCAGGCCCAGGAUCAGCGAGGCGGGGGGACACGAGGGCGCCGGGGCCGCGUGGGACGCGCGUGCGUGUUAGCGCUGGUUACCGCGGCCAGGCCAGGCCGGGCGGGCGCGCGGGAGACUCGAAGCGCGUGGGGCGCGCGUGCGUACUGCGCGCGUGCGGCGGCAGCCCGGGUCGCACGAGGUGCAGUUGCACUGGGGCCGACCGCCCUGAAGGGGAGGCUGCGCCUGGGUCCGCAACGCAAGGCCGGGAGCGCCGCACACCGGGCCACCCAGGAGCCCCGGGCUGCCGCGUCAUGCGGCGGGGCGGCUGGCGUCGCGCGGCCAACACCAGCUUGGCGAUUUGCUGCUCCCGCCUUUCCAAGAUCGGAGCGCUUUUCCCCAAGAAGAGACUAAAUCCGUGUAGCGAAAAGCCCUAUAACACCAAAUAAUUCGUCGAACCAAAUUUGUGUUAUCGCCGGGCGGGCCUGGAUUCCACCGCGGACUCGCAAUUUGGGGACUACUCUAGGUCGGUGCCUAGCGAAGCACCAGCUGCCGCAGGGACUACACUGACCCCCCGGCUCCUGGUAGCCACGCGCGUGUCAGGGCUUGUUCCGGCGCUCCCGCUGGGGAAGGCACGCGGCGCCCACGUCCUCCGGGAGGAAUCCCUCCGUGUCUCCUCUGGACAGUGGCAUUUAAUGCCCGCGGUGGUAGGGCUGGCAGGGUGCAGGGUGCACGCGGCGAAGCCGAGCGGAGCACGGCGCCCCAGGGUCGGCACCCGGCACGUUCGUCUAAUCGAUGCAUUUUUCUAACUGAGCCCCCCCCCCCACUCCUCCUCUUCCUCUCGGGUCUCCUCCCUCUUCUGGGCCGGCUUGCAAAUGGCUUCGUUCCCCGAGACCGAUUUCCAGAUCUGCCUGCUGUGCAAGGAGAUGUGCGGCUCGCCGGCGCCUCUCUCCUCCAAUUCCUCCGCGUCUUCCUCAUCCUCGCAGACGUCCACGUCGUCCGGGGGCGGCGGCGGAGGCCCCGGGGCGGCGGCGCGCCGCCUACACGUCCUUCCCUGCCUGCACGCCUUCUGCCGCCCCUGCCUUGAGGCGCACCGGCUGCCAGCGGCCGGCGGCAGCGCCCCGGGAGAACCGCUCAAACUGCGCUGCCCCGUGUGCGACCAGAAGGUCGUCCUCGCCGAGGCGGCGGGCAUGGACGCGCUGCCUUCGUCCGCCUUCCUACUCAGCAACCUGCUGGAUGCCGUGGUCGCCACGGCCGACGAGCCGCCGCCCAAGAACGGGCGCGCCGGCGCCCCCGCGGUAGCGGGUGGCCACAGCAACCACCGGCACCACGGACACCACGCGCACACGCGCGCGGCCGCCUCCGCGCAGCCUCUCCCGCCCGCGCCACCGCCGCCUCCGCCCGCGCCUUCCCGCUCGACUCCCGGCGGCCCAGCUGCCUCCCCGUCCGCUCUGAUGUUGCGCCGGCCCCACGGCUGCAGCUCUUGCGACGAGGGCAACGCGGCUUCGUCGCGCUGCCUCGACUGUCAGGAACACCUGUGCGACAACUGCGUCCGCGCGCACCAGCGCGUGCGCCUCACCAAGGACCACUACAUCGAGCGCGGCCCGCCGGGGCCCGCGGCCGCCGCCGCCGCUGCCGCCGCCGCCGCCGCGCAGCAGCUCGGGCUCGGGCCACCCUUCUCCGGCUCGCCCUUCUCCAUCCUCUCGGUGUUUCCCGAGCGCCUCGGCUUCUGCCAGCAACACGACGACGAGGUGCUGCACCUGUACUGUGACACUUGCUCUGUGCCCAUCUGCCGCGAGUGUACAAUGGGCCGCCAUGGUGGCCACAGUUUCAUCUAUCUGCAGGAUGCACUACAGGAUUCAAGGGCACUCACCAUCCAGCUGCUGGCGGAUGCACAGCAAGGCCGCCAAGCCAUCCAGCUGAGCAUUGAGCAGGCCCAGACCGUAGCAGAACAGGUGGAGAUGAAGGUGAAGGUGGUACAGUCAGAAGUCAAAGCUGUGACUGCCAGGCACAAGAAGGCCCUGGAGGAGCGGGAGUGCGAGCUGCUAUGGAAGGUAGAGAAGAUCCGCCAGGUGAAGGCCAAGUCUCUGUACCUGCAGGUGGAGAAGCUUCGACAAAACCUCAACAAGCUAGAAAGCACCAUCAGCGCCGUCCAGCAGGUCCUGGAGGAAGGUCGGGCCCUGGAUGUCCUGUUGGCCCGAGACCGGAUGCUGGCCCAGGUGCAGGAGCUGAAGACCCUGCGGAGCCUCCUGCAGCCUCAGGAAGAUGAUCGGGUCAUGUUCACACCCCCAGACCAGACACUGUACCUCGCCAUCAAGUCAUUUGGCUUUGUUAGCAGUGGAGCCUUUGCACCACUCACUAAGGCUACUGGUGAGGGCCUGAAGCGGGCCCUCCAGGGUAAGGUGGCCUCCUUCACUGUCAUUGGUUACGACCAUGAUGGUGAGCCACGCCUCUCAGGAGGUGACCUAAUGUCAGCUGUGGUCCUGGGUCCUGAUGGCAAUCUGUUUGGAGCAGAGGUGAGUGAUCAGCAGAAUGGGACUUACUUGGUGAGCUACCGGCCCCAGCUGGAGGGUGAGCACCUGGUGUCUGUGACCCUGUGCAACCAGCAUAUUGAGAACAGCCCCUUCAAGGUAGUGGUCAAGUCUGGCCGCAGCUACGUGGGCAUUGGGCUGCCGGGCCUGAGCUUUGGCAGUGAGGGCGAUAGUGAUGGCAAGCUCUGCCGCCCGUGGGGAGUGAGUGUAGACAAGGAAGGCUAUAUCAUCGUGGCCGACCGCAGCAAUAACCGCAUCCAGGUGUUCAAGCCUUGUGGCUCCUUCCACCACAAAUUUGGCACCCUGGGCUCCCGGCCUGGGCAGUUCGACCGACCAGCUGGGGUGGCCUGCGAUGCCUCACGCAGAAUUGUAGUGGCAGACAAGGACAAUCAUCGCAUCCAGAUCUUCACCUUUGAGGGUCAGUUCCUCCUCAAGUUUGGUGAGAAAGGAACCAAAAACGGGCAGUUCAACUACCCUUGGGAUGUGGCAGUGAAUUCUGAGGGCAAGAUCCUUGUGUCAGAUACGCGGAACCACCGCAUCCAGCUAUUUGGGCCUGAUGGGGUUUUCCUGAAUAAGUACGGCUUCGAGGGGGCUCUCUGGAAGCACUUUGACUCCCCACGGGGUGUGGCCUUCAACCACGAAGGUCAUUUGGUGGUCACUGACUUCAACAACCACCGGCUCCUGGUCAUUCACCCCGACUGCCAAUCAGCACGCUUCCUGGGCUCAGAGGGUACCAGCAAUGGGCAAUUCUUGCGCCCACAAGGUGUGGCCGUGGACCAGGAGGGGCGUAUCAUUGUGGCUGACUCCAGAAACCACCGUGUGCAGAUGUUUGAAGCCAACGGUAGCUUCUUGUGCAAGUUUGGCACUCAAGGCAGCGGCUUUGGGCAGAUGGAUCGCCCAUCUGGCAUCGCAGUCACUCCUGAUGGCAUGAUUGUCGUGGUGGACUUUGGCAACAAUCGAAUCCUCAUCUUCUAAUCGCAUCUUCUGGGUGUCUGUGUUUGGGGUGUGUGUGUGUGUGUGUGUGUGUGUGUGUGUGUGUGUGUGUGUCCAUUUGAAUUUCAAAGAGGAAGCAGUCUCAGGGAUUCUUUUUCUUUUUUUAAAGAGAACAAGAAAAGUACAACAUUACUUAAGUCCUACCUCAUCUUUAAUUUUUUACAGAUGAAUGUACUUACCUUUUGUGCAGGGAUUGAGCCUGUGAAGUGAUCAUUUCUAUCUACCUCAUAAAUCUUUGCAUGUCCUUCUCCAGCAGGCCCUCUUCCCUCCUCUGUGAUGGUAACAUUCCCUCUUCCCCAUGUGGGCAAGACGUGCACAAGCCUGACUGCAAGGGCACUGGAUGUGUGUGGUGGGUGCAUUCUGUAGAUUGAGCCAAGGAAACACAAAAACUACUAUAAAGACAGAAACUAAAACUAGGAAAAGUGGGAUUAAAAUUCAUAGAGCAUUUGUGUUCUUGAGAAUAUUAUUCCUGUGGGGUUAGAUUGUGUUGUGUGGUUUGAUCUUUUUGGAAGAUUGUCUUUUUUUCUUUCUUUUAAAUGCUGCAACAGAAGGCUUUCCUGUUCUUAACUCAAGUGUUUAACAUAUUCCCUCAGUCUUUUUUUAUCCUUAGGAGAGGUGACUGGCUUGCUAGCCAAGAAAAGCAGAUCAUUUAUAUCUUAGGGUGGUUAAAUUUUAUUUCUUGAAGGGAGGAGUGUGUGUGUGUGUGUAUGUGUGUGUGUGUGUGUGUGUGUGUGUGUGUUUUAAAGCCAUCUUGCACCCCAGUAGUGAAGUUGGAAAUGACAUACCAUAUCCCAAGGAAGCGCCCCCCCCCCCCCUUUAAUACUUCUGAGACAUAGAUGUAGCUCAGGACUCUUGAUUAAAAGUAUUCUUGAAAGUUUUUUUAUCUUGUUGGAUAUGAAGAGUUAGGUGGAAGGAAGAAAACUCAUCUUGCUGAGAGGGUUUUCAGACAUGGACUAACUUGCUGCAAGAGCAAGUAGAGGAUACUCAAGAUGCAAGGCACCCCCCAACUAGGGACUGACUGACUGACUGACUAUUGACUGUUCUGGAGGGGCAGGGCCAUACCUGACCCUGGAGUGAAUGUACUACAAUGCUAGGAUUUUCUUUUUCUAAGAAGAGUCAAUAGAUUAAGGAAAAAAAACUUUGUUUUAAAAGCACAAUUUUUUUCCCCCUGCUUUGGAAGUUCAGGGAAAUAGAAUAUUUGAAACUCAAGUUAGUGGGAACAGCCUGUUCCUACAUCCUCUGCUCAGGUCACCUUCACAGGAUCCUGUACCCAAGUUGUGCUGUUGUACUUCAUAGUUAACAUGAAGCUCUCCCCUUCCACCCCCUACCCAAGGCUUUGAAUGUAAAGGAUUUGUGAACCCAAAUCACCCCAACCUGAAAUAUAGGACAUUGUUACUUUGUUUAAACCUGUUACCAAAGAAUGAAAACGUAUCAGCCAGAAUUCUACCUCACAACUAGGGGGUUGGCAUUUGUCACUUUACAGGAUUUGUUUGCUGUAAGCCAGACUUGGGUACAAACAAACUUUGUGCUUCGAAGUAUUGUCUGUUUUAGAAUCCUGAGUGGAUCCUGUAUCCCUUCCCCCACCCCCCAAAA
This is a messenger RNA of Perognathus longimembris pacificus (Pacific pocket mouse), 6764 nucleotides long. RefSeq names its product tripartite motif containing 71 (gene Trim71). Gene Ontology annotation, biological process: proteasome-mediated ubiquitin-dependent protein catabolic process; protein polyubiquitination. Bases 2523 to 5153 code for a protein of 876 amino acids. Gene Ontology annotation, molecular function: ubiquitin protein ligase activity; zinc ion binding; protein binding. The record is from RefSeq and is a predicted model, not a curated record. NCBI's taxonomy places the organism in Eukaryota, Metazoa, Chordata, Mammalia, Rodentia, Heteromyidae. The transcript has 4 exons.